Pristis pectinata (smalltooth sawfish) is the source of this 3101-nucleotide messenger RNA. Its product is annotated as E3 ubiquitin-protein ligase ZFP91-like. Bases 1 to 1698 code for a protein of 565 amino acids. Gene Ontology annotation, biological process: regulation of transcription by RNA polymerase II. Gene Ontology annotation, cellular component: nucleus. The transcript has 10 exons. NCBI's taxonomy places the organism in Eukaryota, Metazoa, Chordata, Chondrichthyes, Rhinopristiformes, Pristidae. The record is from RefSeq and is a predicted model, not a curated record.
AUGCCAGUCGCUGCAUGUGUGACGGGACGGCACGGGGGGAGCAUUGCUCUGUGUCUGACACUGUUCUCUAACCCCCAGUCUCCUCUGUCCCCCACGAUCCCCUCCACCCCAGGGAAGCUGUGCGCCGUGGACAACAUCGACCACCUGCACACCUCCUGUGACGCCCUCCGCCUGCUGAUCAUCUGGUCCCACGACCACAGCCGGGAGUGCGGCUUCAUCCCCAACCUCAAGUCCAUCGUGUCGGGCUGCUCCGGGGACUCCGUGACGGUGGUGUGGACCUGCGCCGGGGGUCACUCCUACUCCUGGGAGAUGCUGGCCUCCAGGAAGGAGGCGGAGGAGGAGGACCGAGGGGGGCAGGAGGAGGAGGAGGAGGAGCAGAGGCGGGCAGGAGGUCCCACUCAGCCCCCCGCACGGACCAGGAGGAAGGCUCCCGGCUCACCCACCGCCAACGGCAGGCGCUCCCGGCCGCCCCCAGGGGGAGGGGAGCGGGCGCUGGAUGGCGAGGAGCGACCUGGCCGGCACCCCGGGGCGGGGGACAGAGGGCACCCCCCGCAUCCUCCCCCACCGGCAGCUCCUGGGGACGGGACGUCCCGGAGCCCAGGGGACGUCACCCCUAAUGACCAGCACCCGGCCGGUGUGGCCCCCGGGCGGAUCCCCCGGCCCUCCGGCGCCAGGGGGGAGGGGGCUGCCGAUGGGGAGAACGCGGACCUGCUGCAGUUGGUGUGCGAGUCCGACGGCGGGGAGGACGACGGGACGGAGACGCGGCUGGGAGGGGCCCAGGUCCGAGGGGAGCCCAUCGCCGAGACUGAGCUGUUGCUGACGAGCGACAACGAGUGCGAGGAGGAGGAGGAGGAGCUGACGGAGGUGGAUUCCGAUGACGUUUACGAGUUCUUCGACGAUCCCAAGGACGAGAACUACAUCCCUUCGUCGGACAGUGGCUCGGACCGGGACAAGAGGAGAGGAAGAUCCCGCAGAAACAGUAUGAAGAAACAGUCCGAGGAACCAUUGGAGCGACGAGCUCCUCGGAAACGUCAGGACAAGCGCGAUCCCAUGGAGAAGCCGAAGAAGAUACGGAAGAAGAUUCCCAAGGAGUACGUGCGCUGUGAAUUUGAGGGCUGCGGGAAGAUCGUGUCCAACCCCCAGUACCUGAAGCGCCACAUGAAGUACCAGCACCAGCUGCAGCGAACCUUUGCCUGCUCCUUCCCCGGCUGCGGCCGCAUCUUCCGCUUCAAGACCCAAAUGGAGGAGCACGAGAAGUUGCACAGUGACCAGCGCAACUACAUCUGUGAGUUCUGCGGCCGCGCUUUCAAGACGGACAAGAACCUGGUGGUGCACAGGAGGAUCCACACGGGGGAGAAGCCCCUGCAGUGUGAGAUCUGCGGCUUCACCUGCCGACAGAAGGCCUCCCUGAACUGGCACAUGAAGAAACACGACGCCGAGUCGGGCUACCAGUUCUCCUGCGACGUGUGCGGCAAGCGGUUCGAGAAGAAGGACAACGUGUCCGCCCACAAGAGCAAGAGCCACCCGGAAGUGCUACUGGCCUCCGUCGCUGGCCUGUCGGCUCUGGAGCAGAGCGGUGCCUUUGGGGUCUUCCCCGGCUUCGGACGGGGGUCCCAGCCUGCUCCCCCCUCCCCCCCGGGGCUGGGCGACUGGGGACGGCUGGAGCAGGCAGAAGCUCUGGACCCAGGGGAGGCCUAGUCUCUGGGCCGGGGGAGUGGCGGGACUAAACCCUCGCGGGAGGUCGUCACACCCCAGGGCGGCUUCCAGGGGUGGGCGUGUGGGUGGGGGAAGCAGGGAUCCGGGUUGGAAGGAGUUUCUUCCUCGAUCUCGUCCCCCGCCCUCCCUCUCGCCCUGGGGUCCCCCUCCCUCCCUCUCGCCCUGUAUCCCUCCCGCCCCCUUGCCCUCCUGUCCCCUCCUUCCCUCCCCUCACCCUCCCGUUCCCCCUCCCUACCCCGUCCCCAUCCCUCCCCUCGCCCUCCCGUCCCCUCCCUUCCCCCAUUCUUCCCUGUCCUUGCUAUCUACCUCCCUCCCUCACCUCUCCCUCCCCACCACCCCUCAUCACUUCCUUCCUACCUCAUCCCAGGCUUCACCCUCCCUGUCUCCCCAUUUCUGCUUGUUCCCUCCACCCCUCCCUGUCCUGUCCCUUCCCUCCCCCUCCCUAGACCCUCCCCUCCCGUCCCCCUUUUCCUCCCCCCGCUUCCCUCAGGCAGAUUCUCAGAGUGGGAAGAGAAGGGUGAAUCUCUGUUUGAAAACUUUUGUCCUAUUUUCAGGAUUUGUAAAUAGUGGCAGUGAUGUGUUUGUGUACAUUGGCAGUAUUGAUGGGUGGAUGCAGAGUCAAUGUGGUGACAGGCGGGUGUACAGGCAGAGUGACAGGCGACUGUAGGGCCGGGUGGGUGUACAGACAGAGUGACAGGCCACUGCAGGGCCGGGCGGGUGUACAGGCAGAGUGACAGGCGAUUGCAGGGCCGGGCGGGUGUACAGGCAGAGUGACAGGCGACUGCAGGGCCGGGCGGGUGUACAGGCAGAGUGACAGGCGACUGCAGGGCUAGGUGGAGUGACAGGCGGGUGUACAGGCAGAGUGUCAGGUGACUGCAGGGCCAGGCAGGUGUACAGGCAGAGUGACAGGCGACUGCAGGGCGAGACAGAGUUACAGGUAACUGCAGGGCCAGGCGGGUGUACAGGCAGAGUGACAGGCAACUGCAGGGCCAGGCGGAGUGACAGGCGACAGUAGGGUCGGUGAAGUGAUAGGCAGGUGUGCAGGCAGAGUGACAGGUGACUGUUGGGGCAGGCGGAGUGACAGAUGCAUGUACAGGCAGUGUGACAGGCGACUGUCGGGUCAGGCGGAGUGACAGGUGUGUGGACAGGUAGAGUGACAGGUGAAUGUAGGGUCAGGCGGGUGUACAGGAGUGACAGGUGAAUGUAAGGUCAGGAAGAAAGCCAGGAGACUAGGGUCAGGCGGAAUGACAGGUGUGUGUACAGGCAGAGUGACAGUGUAGUAUGAUUCCUGUCCUGAUCUGUCAGUCUGGGUGUGAUUUCUGUGCCGCUUGUGUCGGGCACGGUGUACGAUUGCUGUAUUAUACAAUAAAUCUCCCUCCCCGUGA